AUGAACAUUGAAGAUGCAAUCAUGAUACAUGGAAAGUCUAUCUGUAAGAAUCAAGCAGAAGAAAUUCACGUUACAGCCAUUGAUCCUGAAGUUUCAUUAGCAAAAAAGCGUAACUCUAUUAAGCGCGCUCAAGUACGCAUGAGAAAACAUAUUCAAAAUUUAGUGGAUGAAGUGCAUAAAAAACCUGCAUUGUGGUUGACUAAGACUUUUGACAUAAUUGUGUUACCUAGAUUUAAUAUCACACAGAUGUCUCGUAGGCAAAAAGAAAUUAACAGUAAAACAUUUCGAAAGAUGAUGAGCUGGACGCAUGCUAAGUUUAGGAAUUGA
Molecule: messenger RNA, 327 nt
Organism: Funneliformis mosseae
Lineage: Eukaryota; Fungi; Glomeromycota; Glomeromycetes; Glomerales; Glomeraceae
Source: the annotation of a GenBank genome assembly